AUGAUAUUUUAAAAGGCUCGAGGAAUCCCUUUUUUUGGCAUCCAUCAUUCUUUUUAGAAGUUUUCCUUGUGGUUACUGCCUGCAUUAUACUUAUUAGCAUGCUUCAUAUGAAAUUUCUGUAAAUCAGCCUGAUAGUAUUGGAAAUAAAUAUUUAUGCAUAUAUUCAGGACAUUUUAGUAUAGGAGAAGUGCUUAUUAGAUUGUUGAUUUACGAUUUUAAAUGUGAGAUCUUACCAAAUAUGGUGUGUACUGCAACAAAUGAUCUACCCUUGUAUCCUAUAUCUAAAUAUUGGUAGUCAUUUUUUAAGGUCUCUUUAUGUUUUCUCCUUUUACUUCUUGAUAGGUCUCGGAUUUGUAACUUCUAUUACAUUCAUCUUCUUGAUUGGAAUAUUCAUGUCAUCAUGGUUGGGAGCAUCUGUCCUCGGCCUUGGUGAGUGGAUUAUCAAGCAGAUGCCGUUUGUUCGCCAUAUCUACAAUGCCUCCAAGCAAAUUAGUUCUGCUAUUUCACCAGAUCAGAACACACAGGCCUUCAAGGAAGUAGCCAUCAUAAGGCAUCCACGUCUUGGAGAAUAUGCAUUUGGGUUCAUCACUUCAUCCGUUAUUCUGCAGAACUUCUCUGGGGAAGAAGAGCUAUGCUGUGUCUAUGUUCCCACGAAUCAUCUUUACAUUGGUGAUAUAUUCCUCAUCAAUACAAAGGAUGUUAUCAGACCGAAUUUAUCAGUUCGUGAAGGAAUUGAAAUUGUUGUGUCCGGGGGAAUGUCAAUGCCGCAAACCCUAUCAACAUUAGGUUCGCGGUUGCCCCUUGAGAGAAGUAGGUCUGACAUAAGCUGAGGUUUAAUGUGGCGGUUGUAGAGUUUUUAUUUAUUGGUUUUUCCCCUGGUUUGAGAUUGAAGUCAACAGAGUGCCCCACGCAAUCAAUGUUUCGGUAAUGCGGGAUUCAGAAUGAGAUUGCAAAUUUUGUAUAAACUUAAUGCUUAACUCAAUUGAUUCAUUCAAGUUCUGUGGUUAAAAAUAUUACUCAUAAAUUUCUUUGGUUUGUGUAUGAUA
Messenger RNA from Hibiscus syriacus, 1046 nucleotides. RefSeq names its product protein CONTINUOUS VASCULAR RING 1-like. The record is from RefSeq and is a predicted model, not a curated record. Gene Ontology annotation, biological process: stem vascular tissue pattern formation. Lineage: Eukaryota; Viridiplantae; Streptophyta; Magnoliopsida; Malvales; Malvaceae. The transcript has 5 exons. Gene Ontology annotation, cellular component: Golgi apparatus. The coding region runs from base 258 to 830 and encodes 190 amino acids.